Hordeum vulgare subsp. vulgare (domesticated barley) is the source of this 2516-nucleotide messenger RNA. RefSeq names its product vacuolar-sorting receptor 1-like. The transcript has 12 exons. The record is from RefSeq and is a predicted model, not a curated record. Gene Ontology annotation, molecular function: calcium ion binding. NCBI's taxonomy places the organism in Eukaryota, Viridiplantae, Streptophyta, Magnoliopsida, Poales, Poaceae. Bases 340 to 2226 code for a protein of 628 amino acids.
UGCUGGUUUAUAGCUAACAAAAGUUGGGAUUAGCUUGGACGGAACAACCAACAACCGACGACGAGACGACUCCACACACGCAGCCGUGGACGCGCGCUUCUCCCAAGCAAGCAGGUCCAACCCCUCCCUCCCUCCGUCCCUCCAUCCAUCCGCAGCACUAGAGCCUUCGCCUCGCUAGAUCUCGCCGCCCGCCUCGAUUUGUUUUCUCGGCCUCUCUCCGUAGCUCGCUCGGCAGAUCUGCGCCUCCCCUGGGAACCUCCGUCGCUUCCGUCCAAAGACCCGAAUCUUUUCUUGCUCUUGCGCUCAGGCUUCGUCCGGAUCGUGCGGCGGGGGUCCAGGAUGAUGGGUCCUGCUCCUUCGUGGUGGGCUGUGCUGCUGCUGGUGCUGCUGGCCAUGGCGGACGCCGUGGCGGGGAGGUUCGUGGUGGAGAAGAACAGCGUGCAGGUCACCUCGCCGGAGAAUCUCAAGGGCAAGUACGAGUGCGCCAUCGGCAACUUCGGCCUGCCGCAGUACGGGGGCACCUUGCAAGGCUGGGUCGUCUACCCCAAGGACAACAGGCAGGCCUGCAAGGAGUUCGACGUCUCCUUCAAGGGACACAAGUCGGGAGCCCGCCCCAACUUCGUCCUCAUCGACCGCGGAGAAUGCUUUUUCACAACAAAGGCAUGGAAUGCGCAACUUGCUGGAGCUGCAGCAAUUCUCGUUGUGGAUAGCAAGGACGAGCCUUUGAUCACAAUGGACAACCCAGAAGAUACUGGCACGAAGCACUUAGAAAAUAUCACUAUUCCAUCUGUGCUGAUAACAAAGAAAUUGGGCGAGGACCUUAAGAAAUCUGCUGAAAAUGGUGACAUGGUUAGUGUCCUCCUGGAUUGGAGGGAAUCCCUUCCCCAUCCUGAUGAGCGUGUAGAGUAUGAAUUCUGGACAAACAGUAAUGAUGAAUGUGGUCCUAAAUGUGAUAUGCAAAUGGAUUUUGUGAAGAGCUUCAGAGGAACUGCACAAGUUCUUGAGCAGAAGGGUUACACACAAUUCACUCCUCAUUAUAUUACAUGGUAUUGCCCGGAAGCUUUUACCGUGAGCAAGCAAUGCAAAUCCCAGUGCAUAAAUCAUGGGAGAUAUUGUGCACCUGACCCAGAGCAGGAUUUCAGCAAAGGAUAUGAUGGAAAGGAUGUCGUGGUCCAGAAUUUACAUCAAGUCUGUGUAUUCAAGGUUGCCAAUGACACUGGCAAGCCAUGGUUGUGGUGGGAUUAUGUACAUGACUUUGCCAUUAGAUGCCCAAUGAAGGAGAAGAAAUACACACAUGACUGCGCAAGUCAUGUUAUUAAGUCACUUGGUUUGGACAUGGAGAAGAUAAACAAGUGUGUUGGAGAUCCUGAAGCUGAUGAGGAAAAUCCAAUUCUAAAGGCGGAACAAGAUGCCCAAAUUGGUCAUGGUAAACGAGGAGAUGUCACAAUACUGCCAACCCUUGUCGUCAAUAACAGGCAAUACCGAGGUAAGUUGGACAAAGGUGCCGUGCUAAAAGCAAUCUGUUCGGGAUUUGAGGAGACAACUGAGCCCGCUAUUUGUUUGAGUGAAGAUGUUCAAACAAAUGAGUGUUUGGAGAACCAUGGAGGUUGCUGGGUCGACAAGGCUAAUAACGUCACCGCAUGCAAGGAUACCUUCCGUGGGCGUGUUUGUGAGUGCCCUAUUGUCAAAGGUGUAAAAUUUGUGGGGGAUGGAUAUACCAACUGUGAAGCUUCCGGUGUUGGUAGGUGUGAGAUCAACAAUGGAGGAUGCUGGAAAGAAACUAAGAAUGGGAAGACAAUAUCUGCCUGCUCGCAUGAAGAAUCUGAAGGCUGCAAAUGUCCACAAGGUUUCAAGGGCGAUGGUGUAAAAAGCUGUGAAGAUAUUGAUGAAUGCAAAACGAAAUCUGCCUGUCAGUGCAAUGGCUGCAGUUGCGAAAAUACAUGGGGAAGCUACGAAUGCAGCUGUGGUAGCAGCAACAUGUUAUACAUGAGAGAGCAAGACACGUGCAUCAGCAAGCAAGCUGCCUCCUCAGUCGGGUGGAGCUUCAUGUGGGUUAUUUUCUUUGGACUUGUAUUUGCCGGGGUCGGAGCAUAUGCAGUAUACAAAUACAGGCUACGGAGCUACAUGGAUUCGGAGAUCCGCGCCAUCAUGGCUCAGUACAUGCCUUUGGACAGCCAAGAAGGUGCAAACCAGCAACAGCAUGUGGCGCAUGCUGGUGAUAUCUGAGACCAGAUGGCACACGAAGCGUGCAGCAUAUUUUACCAUGGGUGGCGUCGGCUUUACAGCGCAAAGAUACAAUUUGUACGCGAGGAGAUUUGAUGUAUGAUUCUAGGAGUUACACUGUUGUGCACCUUCAUUUUGUGAGACACGAUGAACAGCAUAGGCGAUAUUGUCCCCCUUUGUCGGCUCUAGACUCUUGCAUACUACGUACGUGUCAACAUCCUGUAAAUACUUGGUGUUCAGACAACUUGCCCCCUUAUAUCUGAAUAAAUCUGGAGCCUAGAUGUGGUAUGCAA